Molecule: messenger RNA, 1152 nt
Organism: Solanum stenotomum
Lineage: Eukaryota; Viridiplantae; Streptophyta; Magnoliopsida; Solanales; Solanaceae
Product: RING-H2 finger protein ATL70-like
Exons: 1
Coding region: 91-630 (179 amino acids)
Source: RefSeq, a predicted model, not a curated record
ACUCUUUUAGACCAUUUCUCUUUGUUCUAAAAACAUCAUGGCCAAAACCAAAACCAAAACAACAAACACAACAACACCUUCAAGAUCAUCAUGAAUGCCACAGCCUCUGCCCCGGAUCCGAAUUCCUCCGAUGACGGGUUCCUCGGGUCACAAAACUUUGGUGGAUUCGCAUAUGGUAUCGGAGUCUCUGCAGGGAUAUUGUUGUUGAUAACAACAAUUACCCUAACGUCCUAUUUUUGUACGAGGCAUCAAACAACGGUGGAGCCACCACAAAGGAGACAUAGGAAUAAUAAUAACGAUGUGGUUGUGGUCGUGGACGUGGAUGUGGACGUAGGGCUUGAUGAGGAAACCCUAUCGAGUUUUCCAAAGUUGUUGUAUUCGGAUACUUAUAAGAAUAUUCACAAGGAUUCAACCGCGAGUUCUUGUUGUUCAAUAUGUUUAGGUGAUUACAAGAAUAGUGACAUGUUAAGGCAAUUGCCAGAUUGUGGCCAUUUGUUUCACUUGAAAUGUGUUGAUCCAUGGUUGAGGUUACAUCCAACUUGUCCUAUUUGUAGAACUUCUCCAUUGCCAUCACCACUAUCUACUCCUCUAGCUGAAGUUGUUCCUUUGGCAACUAGACCUAUUGGAUAAAGUGCUAUUCAAAUUCUAUGUUAUCUACUUAAGGUUCACUAUCUGCUUUUGGGCUCGAUUAAUCUGGAUUUGAGGUGAAAUAGCAUUUACUAACCACUUUUUGACCUUGUUUUCAAAAUAUAGUUAAUGUCAUGGGGUUUCAAGUUCACAUGUUAAACUCUAGGAAAAUCCGACGAUUUCAAGGUCUUGUAUUCCCUUUUGAGCUCGAUUAGUCUGGAUUUGAGGUGAAAUAGCAUUUGCUUGUCACUAUUCGGCCUUGCUUUUGAAAAAUAGUUAAUGUCAUGUGGUUUCAAGUUCACGAAUGAAACUUUAAGACAUUAUCAUGUAGUUUAACUUGUGGAAUUUAAAAUUUUAUAACGCUGACUAUUUUUCUAUUAUAAGGACUGAAAAGUAGCUAUUUUGUGGAUUUUAUCCGAAUUUGAGCCGAAAAGUCCUAACUUGAGGAUAAAAAUGUUCUCUAUCAAAGGCGAUUACCAUUCUUAGGACUCGAAUGCGGAACUUUUGGUAUUUUUUCUUUUUCUA